GUCAAAUAGUUAUAACCACUCUGUAGGGUUUUCUUAUUUUUGUUUUAUUUGAUAGACCUUAUAAAUUUGCAAUCCAUUCAUAAUACAGUCAAAUCAAGUAGGAGAUGUAAUUAACUUUAUGACUGUGUUUAUUUUAACAUAACAUAGUACAACUAUCAUAUAAGUGGUUAGGACGCUUUACCAUUUUACCAAGCUUCUCAAAAUUUUCCUUGAGAGUUCGUUAGUUCUGAAAACUCCACCAAUUUGAACAGUAGACUACAGUUACAUAAAAAAUGUCCGGUAGAAGAAAGCCGCCGCCGCCGGGCUUCAGUUUUAAACCAGCUGAAGAGCAAGUCAAUGUAACCCCUCCAAGGAAUCUUGAUAAGCAAACAACAAUCACAGUUGAUGACAAGACAUUCACUGUUCAUGCAGAUGACUUGGUGAAGAUAUGUGACCUUGGCCGCGGAGCAUAUGGUAUAGUGGAGAAAAUGCACCAUAAGCCAAGCAACACUAUAAUGGCUGUUAAGAGAAUUACAGCAACUUUUAACACUCAGUCACAAGAGUUGAAGCGCUUACUGAUGGAUCUUGAUGUGUCAAUGCGAGCCAGUGCAUGUCCCUACACAGUGCACUUUUACGGAGCCAUGUUUAGAGAGGGGGAUGUUUGGAUCUGUAUGGAGGUUAUGGAUAUGAGCCUUGAUAAGUUUUAUGCAAAGGCCUAUGCAAAUAAUAGAACAUUACCAGAAAAUAUUCUUGGAAAAAUUGCAUUUUCUGUAGUAAGUGCAUUGCAUUAUUUGUAUUCGGAGCUAAGAGUUAUACACAGAGAUGUGAAGCCAUCCAACAUACUUAUAAACAGAAAGGGUGAGGUGAAGAUGUGUGACUUUGGUAUAUCUGGUUAUCUCGUAGACUCUGUCGCUAAGACUAUAGAUGCUGGUUGUAAACCGUAUAUGGCUCCUGAAAGAAUUGAUCCCAGUGGUAACCCGGGACAGUAUGAUAUUCGUAGUGAUGUUUGGUCGCUUGGUAUAUCUAUGAUAGAGUUAGCAACUGGAAAAUAUCCAUAUAACACAUGGUGUACACCAUUCGAACAGUUGAAACAAGUUGUCAAAGAUGAUCCACCAAAAUUGCCGAGUGGAUCAUUCACACCAGAAUUUGAGGACAUGGUGACAAAAUGUCUUAAGAAAGACUUUAAACAACGGCCCAAUUAUGAUGCUCUGUUAUCACAUCCGUUUUGUCUAGAGCAUAGUAAAAAGGAAACAGAUGUUGCUUCCUUUGUACAAGAAAUUCUUGACUUACCGAGUCCCAGUGGCGAUUGUUAAUUAUAAUUUUUUAAUUUACCUAUAAGUACAAGUUUUUAGUUACUAACAAUAAUGUAGGAUAUUAGCUAAGAGAACAAGAAAUUGAAUAUAUUAACAUUAUUUUUUGAAGUCUGCAACAUUAACUGUGUGAUGUGAAUUACUUCCAAUCAUUUUUAACAUGCUUUCAAAUUUUGCAAGAGUAAAUGAAAGAAAAAUUAAAACUUAAUUUGGAAAUCUAACAUUCGCUACAUAGAUUAGUUUGGAAAUUGUUCAUAGGAGAGUGCAAACUGUUUUUUUAGCUAUUUGCAGCAUAAAAACUUAAAAAUUGACUACCAUGUGUAGUUUUUGACAAGUAUGCAAUUAAGUCAUUUUGACUAUGUUUAGCUGAGAUAGAGGUUCUAACUUGAGGCCUUGUAGUGGAAAAAGGCCUACACAUCUGAUGACAUUUGUCAUAUAUAUAUAUAGCAAUAUUUUAUAUAAUUAUACAUCACAAGUUAUU
Papilio machaon (common yellow swallowtail) is the source of this 1770-nucleotide messenger RNA. RefSeq names its product dual specificity mitogen-activated protein kinase kinase 6 (gene lic). Gene Ontology annotation, biological process: protein phosphorylation; stress-activated MAPK cascade. Lineage: Eukaryota; Metazoa; Arthropoda; Insecta; Lepidoptera; Papilionidae. Bases 273 to 1292 code for a protein of 339 amino acids. The transcript is spliced from 3 exons. Gene Ontology annotation, molecular function: ATP binding; MAP kinase kinase activity. The record is from RefSeq and is a predicted model, not a curated record.